GGGGAGACCUUGGCGAGGCGGUGAAGGCUUUGAGCGGAGGUGAAAGGUAGGCAAGCGCGAGCCGAGCAGCAAAAUGCAGAGCUGGAGCCGUGUGUCCUGCUCCUUGGUCAAGAGAGGCCAUUUCGGUAGAAUUUCUCAUGGCCUGCCUGGAGUCUCCUCUGUGCCUCUCAGAACUUAUGCAGAUCAGCCAAUUGAUGCUGAUGUGACAGUGAUCGGUUCUGGUCCUGGAGGAUAUGUUGCUGCUAUUAAAGCUGCCCAGUUAGGCUUCAAGACAGUCUGCGUUGAGAAAAAUGAAACUCUUGGUGGAACAUGCUUGAAUGUUGGUUGUAUUCCUUCUAAGGCUUUAUUAAAUAACUCUCAUUAUUACCAUAUGGUUCAUGGAAAAGAUUUCGCAUCUAGAGGCAUUGAAGUGCCUGAAGUUCGCUUGAAUUUAGAUAAAAUGAUGGAGCAGAAGAGCAUGGCAGUAAAAGCUUUAACAGGUGGAAUUGCUCACUUAUUCAAACAGAACAAGGUUGUUCAUGUUAAUGGAUUUGGAAAGAUAACUGGCAAAAAUCAGGUGACCGCUACUAAAGCUGAUGGCAGCACUCAAGUUAUUGAUACAAAGAACAUCCUUAUAGCUACUGGUUCAGAAGUCACUCCUUUUCCUGGGAUCACGAUUGAUGAAGAUACAAUAGUAUCAUCUACUGGUGCUUUAUCAUUAAAAAAGGUUCCAGAAAAGAUGGUUGUCAUUGGUGCAGGAGUAAUAGGUGUAGAAUUGGGUUCAGUUUGGCAGAGACUUGGUGCAGAUGUGACAGCUGUUGAGUUUUUGGGUCAUGUUGGUGGAAUUGGAAUUGAUAUGGAGAUAUCUAAAAAUUUUCAACGCAUCCUUCAGAAACAAGGAUUUAAAUUUAAGUUGAAUACAAAGGUAACUGGUGCUACCAAGAAGUCAGAUGGAAAAAUAGAUGUUUCUAUUGAAUCUGCUUCUGGUGAUAAAUCUGAAGUUAUCAGUUGUGAUGUACUCUUGGUUUGCAUUGGCCGACGACCUUUUACUCAGAAUUUGGGACUAGAAGCAAUUGGAAUUGAACUUGAUCCUCGAGGCAGAAUUCCAGUCAACACAAGAUUCCAAACUAAAAUUCCAAAUAUCUAUGCUAUUGGUGAUGUGGUUGCUGGCCCAAUGCUGGCUCACAAAGCAGAGGAUGAAGGCAUCAUCUGUGUGGAAGGAAUGGCUGGUGGUGCAGUGCACAUUGAUUACAAUUGUGUGCCAUCAGUGAUUUACACACACCCUGAAGUUGCUUGGGUUGGCAAAUCAGAAGAACAGUUGAAAGAAGAGGGUAUUGAGUACAAAGUGGGAAAAUUUCCCUUUGCUGCUAAUAGCAGAGCCAAGACAAAUGCUGACACAGAUGGCAUGGUGAAGAUCCUUGGGCAGAAAUCAACAGACAGAGUAUUGGGAGCACAUAUUCUAGGACCAGGUGCUGGUGAAAUGGUAAAUGAAGCUGCUCUUGCUUUGGAAUAUGGGGCAUCUUGUGAAGAUAUAGCUCGAGUCUGUCAUGCACAUCCGACAUUAUCAGAAGCUUUCAGAGAAGCAAAUCUGGCUGCAUCAUUUGGCAAACCAAUCAACUUUUAAAAUUAGUAGAAAACUAUAUGAAACUUCCUGUGAGCUUUUAUAGAGGCCAUGUUUCUGAACAGGAAAUUGCAAACAGCUUCAAAAAUUUCCAGGACUGAAUUAUAAAACUGUUGGAAAGUGUUUAAUAGGCUUGGACAGACGGAAUAAUCUCAUCUAUAUUUUAAAUAAAUUUAAAUAUUUUUUUCAGUACAUUAGUAAUGCAGGAAAUUUUUGAAAAUUUUCGUCACCCCAUAUUUUCAUGCUGCUUAUGAUCAACUCAUCUUCACUGAAUUUAUGUUAAGUAACUUUAAUCUGCUAUAAUGGACAGAAGGAUGGAGAUACACAUGGAUGGGACUGGAGAAUGGUUUGUAAACGGCUGUGUUUGAAGCAAGGCGAUUAUAUUAUUUUAAACUUGGUUUUCAUAUUGGAAACAAAGUCGGUCAUUAGAGUACUAUAUCCAGAUAUGUAUAAACUGAACUGGUGUAAAUAAAAAUGGUCUCAUUUGUUUUAAACUGCAAGAAUUGGGGAAUUAAAUGAAAGAAUUGGUCUUUUAGGUUUCUGCAGUCUGUAGUUACACAAGUAUAUCUGUGAAAUUCAAAUAGAUGGAUUCUCAAAUGUGUUACAGUGGGAAAUGAAGUUAUGAAAAUAAAUAUGUAUUAAAUAUUCAUUUUUACUAGUUAUUAUGAAUGCUGGUUCUAGUUUCCUUAUGACUGCUUCUGUAUAUCUUAUUUAUUGCUCUAUAGGCCUGAAUCUUUUUCACUUUGGAGGACAAUUUAAGGCAUCUAAAAGGUCAUUUGCCCUUUCAUCUAUUUCAGUAAUUCAUACUCAGUUUUAAGCAUAAACUAUUAGAAAUAUUGUAAAAGGGAAUCUUAAAGAUUUCUAGUGUAUCUUUUUGCAGGGCAAAUGAUUACUUCAAGAGUAUAUAGGGUUGUAUGUAUUAAUGGAUGUUUAAAACGAUCAUUUCAUGAAA
Messenger RNA from Suncus etruscus (white-toothed pygmy shrew), 2552 nucleotides. It is a transcript of the gene DLD, whose product is annotated as dihydrolipoamide dehydrogenase. The transcript is spliced from 14 exons. Gene Ontology annotation, molecular function: flavin adenine dinucleotide binding; dihydrolipoyl dehydrogenase (NADH) activity. The coding region runs from base 74 to 1603 and encodes 509 amino acids. NCBI's taxonomy places the organism in Eukaryota, Metazoa, Chordata, Mammalia, Eulipotyphla, Soricidae. The record is from RefSeq and is a predicted model, not a curated record. Gene Ontology annotation, cellular component: oxoglutarate dehydrogenase complex; mitochondrion.